AUGAUACUUAAAUUAUUUGUAACUGGAGGUUCGGGAUAUUUAGGACGUAAUUUUAUUCAAUAUGCUUUAUCACAAAAUGAAAAUAUUAAUAUAAAUGCUUUGUCUCGCUCAAGUGUUUCUGAUGAAAUAAUAUUGGAAGCUGCCGGAAAUAUUGAUAAAGGUCGUGAGAGAAUAAAAAUAAUUCGAGGUCAUAUGAAUGAUGAAAACUCACUAAAAGAAGGGUUAAAUGGUGUUAAUGUUAUAGUUCAUAUGGCUGCUAAGGUUCAACCAUAUGGAUAUUAUGAAGAGCAUGAUAAAAUAAAUGUUCUAGGAACAUCAUUAUUACUUUCACUUGUUGAAUCUUUACCAACAUCUAACAAACCUCGAUUUGUUCAUAUAUCUUCCUUUACCGCCCGUUUAAAUGAUCAUUUUCCUAUAGAUUCAUUACCAGAUUGGGCACCAUAUUCUAAAUCAAAAUGUCAUUCAGAGAAAGAAAUUUUAAAGUCAUCAUUUGACGAUAUUAUUAUAUUAAGAUUAGGUUGGUUAUGGGGUAGAGAUGAUAAUGUAUUAGUACCAAUGUUAUAUAAUUUAUGUAGAAAUCCUAUUUGGAAAAUUAUUCCAAAAAGUCAAACAUUAUCAAUUACUCAUAUUACAAAUGCCUGUGAAGCAAUUUAUCUUUCUUGUAUUACUUCAAAUAAGAAUUCAAAAAGAGUUUAUGAAAUUGAGGAUAAUGAAGGAAAAGUUGAAAUGGAUGAUUUUUUAGAAUUUUAUGUUGGUUCAACUUAUAAUAUCAAUCCUUCUAGACCUUCUAAAACCUUUAGAGCGCCAAGAUGGCUGGUUUGGGUUUUUUUUACUUUUGUUGAAUCUAUACCUUUACUUGGCUAUAGUAAGACUUGGAUUUUUGAUGGUAUGAAUAGAGAAUGUUCACUUUGUCUAUAUAAAGAUUAUCAAUUAGAUAGUGCUAAAGCUAAAGAAGAAAUUGGUUACGCUGGUAUAGUUUCAAGAGAACAAGGAAUUUUUGAGUUGGCUGAAUUGGCUAAAAAAAAAUUUCGAACUACUUGA
This is a messenger RNA of Funneliformis caledonium, 1041 nucleotides long. NCBI's taxonomy places the organism in Eukaryota, Fungi, Glomeromycota, Glomeromycetes, Glomerales, Glomeraceae. The record is from the annotation of a GenBank genome assembly.